AAUUCAAACAAUUUCUAUUAUGAAUUCUAUAAAAAAUUUUAUUUUCGUCUUGACAUUCAUAUUUUCGGCGGCUACCUUCAAAUGUGAAGAAAAUGAGGAUCUUUUUGUGAUAUUCACCCAACAAUUUACUGCGAGUCAAUGUUACAAAGAAGUCAAUCAAAAGACCCCAGUUUGUGACAAACCGAAGAACCCAUGGUUGAUUUCUGAAUUUUUGCAUCAGUUACCUAACGAUCCGUCAUUUGUGUGCAUAAAUUCUGUCAAAAAAUUGGACCCGACAACCAUAUCAACAUCAACUAUAAAUGAGUUGGGCAAAAAAUGGAGGCGUCCUCAUUGGUUAACAGAUCCAUCAGUUGCAGCAAAAAGAAUAUGGCGCGAUUUCGGAGGCUGCACUUCGAAAAUAAGUGAAAUUGAUGAUGCAACUAAAUAUUUCAAUAAAUCGUUUGAGAUGCAUGAAAAGUAUAAUUUGAAUAAUAUUCUAAGUGAAGCAAAGAUUACUCCUGGAAAUAAUUACACAGCCCAAGAAAUAUCAGAUGCUGUGUCUUCGGCUACGGGGGGCAAAAAAGUUUUACUCCGAUGCACGUGGAAUUUUGUAACUGACGAAAAUAUUUUGGAAAUGAUAACAAUCUAUUUAGAUAAGACCUUCAAGCCGAUUGAUGCCAUUAAACAUGACCACUUCGGUACAAACGAAUGUCCGUCUGAUAAACCGAUCGUGUACGAAGAUGAAAAGGUCAAUACCAAUGCAGGAAAGGUGAACUACGAUUUACAAGACUAUACCAUGGAAGAUUCAUUGAAACUUUCUAAAUCUGAGGAAAAACUCUAUGGAGAUCCCGCUGUUAAAUAUCCAACACUCUCGGAAGACGACAAUGGCUAUUAUAUAUUUGAGCAGAAGUUUGAUAAUUUUUACUGUUAUGAAGAAGAUGUUAGUAAAUGUGCUUUACCGAAAUACCCAUGGUAUAUAAAUUCAUUCACAUAUGAAUUCAAUCAGGAUAUAAAAUUUGAUUGUGAAACGAAUAGUGAUAAUUUUGAUCCGAAAAAUAUAUCUUCGAUCCAGGAUGAACUCUUCGAAAAAUGGAAUAAUAAAAUGGAUGACGUUGCAGAAGCGUUCGGGUUCCGGUGGGCAUAUGGAGCCCGAUGUUCCGCUUACUUUAAGGGCCUUGAUAGCCCAUUUAAAUUUUAUAAAAAGUCUAUUGAGUUACUUGAUAAAUAUAACAUGGAUGUUAUUUUACAUGAAUCAAAUAUUAUUCCCGGAAAUAAUUAUACUUUUCAAGCAAUAGCUGAUGCUGUUUCCAAGGGUUUGCAGGGCACGGAAGCUGACAUUGAAUGCUCAAGAGGAUUCGGGGAGAAAAUUUACGACCUGACUUCUAUAAAAAUUUACUUCGAUCAGUUUUUUAAUCCAAUUAACAAAACUAGAGACAAUGAUGAUACGGCUGUCGAUUGCCCACUUGCUGAAAAUAUUCAGUACAAAAAUUUCAUACACUCGGUUAAACCAACUCCAUUAUUUACUUCAUUUGAUUAUCCUACAAUAUUUUAGGGCCCUGUAAAAAUG
Messenger RNA from Microplitis demolitor, 1546 nucleotides. RefSeq lists its product as uncharacterized. The record is from RefSeq and is a predicted model, not a curated record. The coding region runs from base 20 to 1531 and encodes 503 amino acids. Gene Ontology annotation, molecular function: RNA binding; ribonuclease T2 activity. Gene Ontology annotation, cellular component: extracellular region. Gene Ontology annotation, biological process: RNA catabolic process. The transcript is spliced from 5 exons. NCBI's taxonomy places the organism in Eukaryota, Metazoa, Arthropoda, Insecta, Hymenoptera, Braconidae.